Kwoniella botswanensis is the source of this 1017-nucleotide messenger RNA. RefSeq lists its product as uncharacterized. Lineage: Eukaryota; Fungi; Basidiomycota; Tremellomycetes; Tremellales; Cryptococcaceae. Bases 1 to 1017 code for a protein of 338 amino acids. The record is from RefSeq and is a predicted model, not a curated record. Gene Ontology annotation, molecular function: 2-oxoglutarate-dependent dioxygenase activity. The transcript has 5 exons.
AUGUCUGUACCUACAAUCAGCUUACACGAUUUCGAUGCUCGUCGUCAGGAGAUCAUCAAUGAGUUGAUGGAUGCUUCUACGAACGUGGGUUUCUUCACACUAUCAAACCACGGUAUCUCACCUUCAGAGGUACAAGCUGCGUUCGAUCUCUCCCAGCAGUUCUUCGCUUUACCUGACGAGGUGAAAUCGAAGACUGCUCUGAAUGGCAAGAACGCAGGGUGGGAGAAGAACACCCAAGUGAGACCUUCAACCGGUACUGCCGAUCAAAAGGAAUCUAUCCAAUUGCAGUUCGCUAGGAUGGAAGGUCUUUGGCCUAGUGAUGAGGAUUUACCUGGAUUCAGGGAGAGAACAGAAAAGUUUAUGAACCAAGUUCGAGAUCUCUCGGUCAAGGUUAUGGAGUGUUUCGCUGAAGGACUUGGUCUACCUCUCGACACAUUCACCGAAGGUACUGUUGAUCCUGGUGUAGGUGAUUCUCAAGAUGUAUUGAGGUUAUUACAUUACCAUUCGACCGAGGGAAAGACAUUCGGACCUAAUUUCUGGAGGGCGGGUGCUCACGCAGAUUUCGAUGUUCUGACUAUGUUAUUCCAAAGAGACGGAGAAGGUGGAUUGGAAGUCUGUCCAGGGCGAAAGGUAGUAGGCGAUUUCGGUAUGGGUCAAAAUUGGUUGCCUGUCGAGGCUAGACAGGAUCGUAUCGUUUGUAAUAUCGGUGAUCAACUUAUGAGAUGGUCAGACGAUCGGUUGAAAUCGACCUACCAUAGAGUAAGAUUGCCCGAAGGUCAAGAAAGCAGAGGUCCGAGAUAUUCGAUCGCUUUCUUCAAUCAGGCUAGAACGGAUAGUAUCAUACAAGGUCCUCAAAAGAAGUAUCCUCCCAUCACCGGAGGAGAGUUCAUUGCCGAAGCAAUGGCUAAAAACCGAAUGCAAUCUGCCGAAAUCGCCAAGAAAGCUGCUAUGGAAAGUGCAGAUAAAGUAGCUUCAGAGGUUCAUUUCGUACCUCAGCACUUGCAAGUUGGUGCUUAG